CAAACAAUAUUAUCGCCGCCGACGUCCGUCGUCCGUUGUCGUUUCCGCGAUCAUCGUCGCGCCGUCCGUCGUGAGUCGUCGUCGCCGCCGCCGUCGUACUCGUGUUCAUUCGCGUCGCGGCCAACGAUAAAAGAAUAUUACACGUUUUUAUUUUUAUUUAAUCAUUUUUUUUUUUCAAAACGCGUUUGUUCUCAAAAAAAAAAUACAAAAUACAACCGGUCCUUACACAAGUAUAGAAAAAAUUUAAUUAAAUUCGAAAAAAAUAACGACGUCUCGUCGUCGUCGUCGCGGGACAAACGUUUUUUUGUCUUCAAAAGAAAAAAUUAUACUGUUCCCGUUUUCAUCUCGUCGUCGCCGUCGUCCAAAAAACAGCACACAUCAAGGAUAUCAUUUUUUUUUUUUAAUAAUAUUGUCGUUGAGAUGAAUAAGAGUUCAUAAUGGGCGGAAUGGAUACGGAUCAACUAUAUUCAGUUCGGUGGAAUGAAUUCCACACUAGUAUUAUAACGUCAUUUCGACACCUGCUCGAUCAAGAAGACUUCAUCGAUGUUACUAUUGCUUGUGACGGCAAAUCGUUCACCGCUCACAAAGUCGUGCUCUCUGCGUGUAGUCCUUACUUCAGAUCUCUGCUCAAGGCAAACCCGUGCCAACACCCUAUUGUGAUCCUUCGCGAUGUCAAAAAACAAGAAAUGGAGGCGCUGCUGAGUUUCAUGUACAAUGGAGAAGUUCGAAUUAACCAAGAACACUUACCAGAAUUUUUAAAGACUGCUCGGAGUUUACAAGUGAGAGGACUUGUCGAUUUCACCAAAGAAGGUCAACCCUCGUCUUGGGGAAGUUCAAGUGUCGUGCCUGUAGAAAUGGUCGGCAAAAACAAGUCCAGUGAUCAUUUGUCUAGCCCGCCAUACAAAAGACCGCGUAACAACUCAGAAAAGUUAUCUUCUCAACCACCGACUCCUAGUACCAAUUAUAACACCGCCGAUAGAGAUAAAGAUACGACUUCGCUCCUCGUGCAAGCGUUGGAGUUGAACCAGCCACAAUCAAAUCAGAACAAAAACGCAGUCGAUUCAUCGGAAACCGGUCAUUCUUCCGACGAAGAAGACAUAAUUUCGAGGGAUUCCGACGGUAGCGGGGCUGUGAACAACGGUAUUCGGUCGGAUAGAAACCAACAAAACAACGACAUGCAUGGUCAGUCGCAAAUAUCGCAGGGACAACAUUCGUCGAAAUUAGAACCGGUGGAUUUUUUAUCGGCCAGCGGAAACAAUCACGACUUGCACAACACUUCGAUUUCAAUCGAACAACAGUCUAGGCAUUCGUUUCCCGCAUCGUUGUCGUCAGGAGUGUCGAUUAUAAAUAGUUUGCAAGGUCUACCCGGUCUCUUGCCAGGUCCGUCGGGCAUACACAACAACAGUCAAGAAAACAGCUAUGACUGUGGUGGGGUUCCAGGGGACGGCGGCGGUGGACCUACGAUGGGAUGUUACUUGAACGCCACCGAACCCAAACCAGUGUGUACGGAAUGCGGCCGCGUGUACAGCAGCGUGAGUAACCUGAAGCAGCACAUAGCCAACGUCCACUCGGCCACCCCGCAUUGGGAACCGUGUCCCGUGUGUGGCAAACACUUCAAGACGCGCCAGUAUCUGUUCAACCAUCUGCUGCAGACGCACGGCAUCCGUCAGAGGGGCAGCAGAAUGCACAUGCAGGCGGCGCCGCCGGGUGGAGGAGGAGGAGGAGGGGGCGGCGGCGGUGGCGGCGGCUCCCUGUCCAACCAUCCGUCGUCUGUCGCCGGCCCGACGACGGUGUCCCUGUUGUCCGGCGGUGGCGGCGGCGGUGGUGGCAGUGGCGGCGUCUGUUUUUCCACGGCCAAACCGCCGCUAUUGCACCACGCCUUGGCCGACAUCAAACCGCCGUUGUCGCACCACGCGGCCGCCGUUGCCGCAGCGGCAGCCGCAGCCGCCGCGGCCAGCGCUUCGUCGUCGGCCGACCACAGGGGCGACCAGCAGCAACAGCACCAACAACAGCAACAACAACAGCAACAACAGCAGCAGCAGCAGCAACAACAACAACAACAACACCAGCAACACCCGCAUCCCGGUUUGGGUUUUGCGACGCCCUCGCCGGCCGCCGUGGCCGCAAUGCGGGAACACCAUCGGCUGAACGCCGCGGCCGCCGCAGCCGCAGCCGCCGCCAAUUCGGAAAAUCUGUCAUCACAGUUUUACAUGCUUUCCAAAUCGUCGGCCGUCACCAGAUAAUAUUCGAAAAGUUCAUGUUGAUUGUAGAUAAAGAACAUUUUUUUUUAGAUUUAUUAAUAUUUUUAUAUUAUAUAUAAAAUAUAUUUAUAUAUAGAGUUGACAAAAAGAAACGCCCAAGACCGAAAGAAUCCAUUGGGUUAUUAUGUUGAAACCCAGCAAAUGUGUUUGAAUUUGGUUUAGGAAUUACCAAAAAAAAAAAAACUAAUAAAAAACCGGGUUUUUGCCUACUCUGAUAUCGCCCCCACGUAUUUUUGUAUUUAUUAUUAUUAUAUAUUAUAAAAAUUCUAUUAUGUUAUUGUCGCGACCGCCCAAAAUACUACACCAACAACGGUAAUAAGCUAAAUAAAAUAUCAUAUUAUAUUUUAAUUUUUCUUCCGUGUAAAAUGUGUUAUGCUUGUUGUUGUUAUAAUUAAUACUAUGAUUUUAACGCGUUAAUAAUAUUGUGUAAAUAUCUCAAAAAAUUCGGUUGUAACAACGUGUAAUGUGUAUAAUAUUAUAAUGAUAUAUUUUUAAGGGAUAUAAACCAUUUUAGAUCAUCAUGUCGGCGACGUUUAAAACGGGAAAAUGUCGAACAUUGUUUUGUUUUAAUUUUUUUUUUUUUUUUAAUCACUUAUUCGGCAAAAAAAAGAGAGCUUAUCAUAUAUAUUUUUUUUCUUAAUUUUUAAGUAAUGACAGGAAAAACGUCUUGUCGUCGUCCUUCGGUCCUAGUCUCUAGUCAUUCCCCCGUAAAGUUCGAACGUGUUAUUAUAUUAGCCAAGUAGUCUGUGAAAAAACAAUCAUUUUUUAUUAUUAUUAUUAUUACUAUUAUAUUUUAAAUAAUAUAUCACGAUAUAUAUA
Adelges cooleyi (spruce gall adelgid) is the source of this 3080-nucleotide messenger RNA. RefSeq names its product protein abrupt-like. Gene Ontology annotation, molecular function: protein binding. Gene Ontology annotation, cellular component: nucleus. The coding region runs from base 438 to 2243 and encodes 601 amino acids. Lineage: Eukaryota; Metazoa; Arthropoda; Insecta; Hemiptera; Adelgidae. Gene Ontology annotation, biological process: regulation of transcription by RNA polymerase II. The transcript is spliced from 7 exons. The record is from RefSeq and is a predicted model, not a curated record.